Cololabis saira (Pacific saury) is the source of this 1575-nucleotide messenger RNA. RefSeq names its product homeobox D9a (gene hoxd9a). NCBI's taxonomy places the organism in Eukaryota, Metazoa, Chordata, Actinopteri, Beloniformes, Belonidae. The record is from RefSeq and is a predicted model, not a curated record. Bases 82 to 879 code for a protein of 265 amino acids. Gene Ontology annotation, molecular function: RNA polymerase II cis-regulatory region sequence-specific DNA binding; DNA-binding transcription factor activity, RNA polymerase II-specific. Gene Ontology annotation, biological process: DNA-templated transcription; anterior/posterior pattern specification; embryonic skeletal system morphogenesis. Gene Ontology annotation, cellular component: nucleus. The transcript is spliced from 2 exons.
CAAAAAUACUAUGAUUGUUCAUAGAAGGGAGCUUCCCGUAACAGUGCAACCUGUAUUAUAUGAGUAGGAAGAGAUCAAAAAAUGUCGUCCAGUGGCACUCUCGGUAACUGCUAUGUGGACGCUGUGAUCGGUCCGGAGCCCGAGGAUGUUUACGCAACUCGCCUCAUGCAGGCUCCGCACGCCAUGACCCCGAGGCCAUCAGCUGCCGGCGACAACGCAGACUUCUCCUCGUGCAAUUUCGCACCAAAGUCCGCCGUUUUCUCGUCCUCCUGGUCCUCGGUUCACUCUCAGGGGAUAUACCACCCGUACGUCCACCACCACCACCACCACCACCAGGCGCAUCUGCCCGCGUCGGACGGCAGAUAUGUCGGCUUGCGCUCAUGGAUGGAGCCCAUCUCGAACCACGUUUCCUUCGCCGGGUUCCACCCCGGCACCGGCCGGCCGUACGGGGCCAAGCCGGAGGUGCUGCCCUCCAAAGCGGCGGAGCAGAGCCCGCUGGAGGCGGAGGAGCGACCGCCGGCGGGGGACUUCGCCUACGCCGGAUCGGAGUGUCCGGAGAAGGAGAGCAAGGAGCUCGGUGGCAGCAAGGUUUCGACGCACGGCGAACCCAAAGACGAGAAGCAACAACAACUUGACCCGAACAACCCUGCAGCAAACUGGAUCCACGCACGCUCAACGAGAAAGAAGCGGUGUCCCUAUACAAAAUAUCAGACUCUGGAGCUGGAGAAGGAGUUUCUCUACAACAUGUAUCUGACAAGAGACCGGCGCUACGAGGUCGCCCGCAUUCUCAGUUUAACGGAGAGACAAGUGAAGAUCUGGUUUCAGAACAGGAGGAUGAAGAUGAAAAAGAUGAACAGAGAGAGGAGUGGCAAGGAGUAGCCAUAAGCCCCCUGCUAUAUAGUCAUUUCACACAUUUUCAUGUUUUGGUCCAAGGAAACCCAUCCGAACACUGAUACUUUGGGAGCAUCUGCGCCCAUAUUCAGCAUUUAAAUCUCCGGCAGUGUCUCCGCCACAUAUGUGUCGCACAUGGAAGGAUUUCUUUUGCUGAUGCAGACUGUAUCUGUAAAUUCAUACUUCAAGCCCAGAACAAAUAGUAUUUCUCUUUUUUUUCCAGCAACCCGGGAUGUUCAUGCAACAAGACACGUUUCAGUUGUGUUUCGCUUUUUAGUUUUGCAGAACUUGGAGUCACAUAUUUUCAUAGCAGAUAUUUUGCAGCGUGUGCUGAACUUGUGAGACGCGCAUUAACAAUUUAUGUUCAAACUUACAUAGCAAACUGAGAGAAUGCUGUAUUUUGGGAGGAAAAUAACUUUGAACUGUAUGAAGAGUUUUCAGAUUUAGUCAACAAUUUCAAGACUAUUGAAUUGCGUUUUAAUUCUGAUGGAAGAUGGACAAAAUACCUGAGACAUCGUUGACUGUUUACAAAAAGGUUGUAAGGCGACUGCACAGUGUCAUGAGGGGGGACUAAAAUAGCAUUUUAAAUCCUAGAUUGUUUUAAUGUAUGUUUAAAUUCCCUUUUUAAACGGUGAAUUUGUAGCCUUUACAAGUAAUAAAUUCUUUAUGAUCGAGAGAAAUGUU